This is a messenger RNA of Chenopodium quinoa (quinoa), 1360 nucleotides long. Its product is annotated as metalloendoproteinase 3-MMP-like. NCBI's taxonomy places the organism in Eukaryota, Viridiplantae, Streptophyta, Magnoliopsida, Caryophyllales, Amaranthaceae. Gene Ontology annotation, biological process: collagen catabolic process; proteolysis; extracellular matrix organization. Gene Ontology annotation, molecular function: metalloendopeptidase activity; zinc ion binding. The record is from RefSeq and is a predicted model, not a curated record. The coding region runs from base 72 to 1034 and encodes 320 amino acids. The transcript is spliced from 2 exons. Gene Ontology annotation, cellular component: extracellular matrix.
CCAUCUAUUUUAAUCAUCUAAACAAAUCAAAUAAAUCAAUAUUAAGGUAAAAUUUAUCUUAAAAUAUUAUUAUGGCAACUGUACCUUUUAUUUUUCCUUCAUUUAUACUAUUAUUGCUCCUUACUUUGGCUUCACUCACAACUCAGUCAAAGCCAAAUGUUAACCCUUUUGGCUUCCUUAAGAGCUUAGAAGGAUGUAGGAAGGGCCAAAAUGUAGAUGGCCUUCACCAUCUAAAAAGGUACCUUGCAAAAUUUGGGUACCUCGAUAAUCAUCCGGUGUCUGAAAACAAGGUAACUACUACCAUGACCCUUAACAAAGAUGCUCAAUUAUUCGAUGAGAGCCUUGAGGAGGCGAUCAGAACAUAUCAGAAAAAUUACAAGCUAAAUGUUACAGGACAUUUGGAUGCUGCAACGGUGGAACAAAUGACGAAACCUAGAUGUGGUUCUCCGGACAUUAUCAAUGGUAGAAAUACAAUGCAAAAGGACAAAACAACUUCUAGCUACAAAAGCCGAAAGUCAUUGUAUGGAACAUCCUUGUACGCAUAUAAGGGACAAAUGUGGCCAUCUUCAGAGUACCAACUAACGUACCAAAUCCAGUCAGGGACCCUAGUCAAAGGAGCCGAGAACAUGAGAUCCGUAGUGGCUGAUGCAUUGAACAAAUGGGCACAGUAUAGCCCCUUCACAUUUCAGGAAGUGGUCGAGGGAAGCCAGUCCAAUCUAAUUUUUGGGUUUGCGGAAGGUGAACACGGCGAUGGUCAACCCUUUGAUGGCCCUGGAGGAGUACUAGGUCAUUCAUUUUACCCAACUGAUGGACGGUCACAUUAUGAUGCAACGGAGAAUUGGAGUGAUGACCCUGGAUUAUAUGAAAUGGAUCUAAACUCCGUUGUGCUUCACGAAAUCGGUCACCUCCUCGGCCUCGGCCAUAGUCAAGAUCAGAAUGCUGUGAUGUUUCCGACCAUUGGUCAAGGAAUGAGAAAAAGAGAGCUCCAACAAGAUGAUGUUGAAGGUAUUCAAGCCUUAUAUGAGACGACAUAACACAAGCAACUAAACUUAUGGUGACGUGGUGUUAAACAAGUUGGAGUUCCAAAAAAUGCAUGUAUAAUGUAUUAGUCUAUCCGUUACUUUUUAUAUGAUACGUGAUUUGAUUUGCGUGUGUUUGUAACACUUUGAAAUUUUGAAUAUUUUCUAUUUAUAUCAUAAAUUUUGGAUAUUUAGAAAUAUCCUGAAAUCAUUCCAAAAGACAAUCGAUAAUGCUUAAUUCUAUUUGUGUAAUACAAUCAAUGUUUAAUUUCUAUUUGUGUUGAAAGACGCAAUGGACCAAUAGUUGAUUGGUUUGGUCGAGCCAUGACUCUUCAACUUAA